CUAGAAUCUAUCAUCUACCACCAUUCAAAGGUCCUUUAGCUCCCUAGGAUUUAUCAUCUACCAUGGCGCUGUGUGUGUGAGGGAGGGAGAAGACCCCGGACACCGGAGACAAUGGGCUCCAGGGUGAAGCAAAACCCGGAGAACACAUUUGAAGUUUAUGUGGAAGUGAGCCGUCCUGGAGAAAAUGCAUCUAGACAAGAUCCUGAGCUGCAGAGGAUCUUCCCAGAAGACUUCAGUGACCAGGAAGUCCUCCAGACCGUCACCAAAUUUUGCUUCCCGUUCUCCUUAGACAGCCUCUCGGCCAGCCAAGUAGGGCAAAACUUCACAUUUGUGCUGACUGACAUUGACAGCAAGCAUAGGUUUGGCUUCUGCCGGUUAUCUUCAGGCGCUAAAAGCUGCUUUUGUAUCUUAAGCUACCUCCCAUGGUUUGAAGUCUUUUACAAGUUGCUCAACAUCUUGGCGGAUUACUCUUUGAAAAACCAGGAUAACCAGCGUAAUGAACUCCUGGAGACUCUCUAUAGACUGCCUAUCCCAGAACCUGGAAGUGAAGUCCAUCUUAGCGUGCAUUCCUAUUUCACCGUGCCUGAUUCUCGAGAGCUGCCCAGUAUUCCUGAGAAUAGAAACCUGACUGAAUAUUUUGUGGCCGUAGAUGUGAAUAACAUGCUGCACCUCUAUGCCAGUAUGUUGUAUGAGCGCAGGAUCCUAAUUUGUUGCAGUAAACUUAGCACGCUGACUGCCUGUAUCCAUGGAUCGUCUGCCAUGUUAUUUCCAAUGCACUGGCAACAUGUUUACAUCCCCGUUCUUCCUCCACACUUGUUGGACUACUGCUGUGCUCCAAUGCCCUACCUCAUAGGAAUACACUCAAGCCUAAUGGAAAAAGUGAAAAGUAUGAGCCUUGAAGACGUGGUGGUUCUAAAUGUAGACACUAACACUCUGGAGACUCCUUUCGAUGACCUUCAGAAUCUACCAAGUGAAGUGGUAUCUGCAUUAAAGAACAGACUGAGAAAGGUGUCCACAACAACUGGAGACGGGGUGGCGCGAGCUUUCUUAAAAGCCCAAGCUUCUUUGUUUGGCAGCUACAGAAGUGCCCUCAAAAUUGAGCCAGAGGAGCCAAUUACCUUUUGUGAAGACACAUUUGUGUCCCACCGUUCCAGUGGGAUGAGACCAUUCCUUCAAAAUGCGAUUCAGCUUCAGCUCUUUAAACAGUUCAUAGAUGGGCGUCUUGACCUGCUGAACACUGGAAAUGGAUUCAGUGAUGUCUUUGAAGAAGAGAUAAAUAUGGGCGAAUAUGCAGGCAGUGACAAGCUCUACCAUCAAUGGCUAUCAACAGUAAAAAAAGGAAGCGGGGCCUUUCUUAACACCAUGAAGACCAGAGCUAAUCCAGCCAUGAAGAAUGUCUACAAGUUUGCUAAGGACCACGCCAAAAUGGGAAUUAAAGAAGUAAAAAACCGCCUGAAACAGAAGGACCUGACUGAAAAUGGAUGUAGUGUAGCUGUGGAAGAACCACUUCCAAGGAUGUCUCCUUCACCAUCUGCUGAGAAGAAGGAUCUGAAAGCCAGGGAGGAAAGAAGACCCAUCACAGUUCAUUUUGGCCAGCAGGAAAAGCUUCCCCCUCCUCGACCUCCUCCACCAAGGAUCCAGCGCAACACCGUACCCGUCCGUCCCCCGAGACCCAAUGUUGCUCGCCGGCCCAAAAGUAACGCUGUGGUGGAGAGCCGUAGGACUUCAAUCUCCAGCCCUGACCACGUUGUGAAGCCUACUCGCCACUAUACUGUCUUCCUUUCUGAAGAUUCUUCUGAUGAUGAGUUCCUGCAGGAGGAGGAUCCUGUUUCUGCUUUCUCUGAAAACUUUAUCUUCUCUGCUCCGUUUGAAUGGCCCCAGCAGUAUCGAACAUUGAAGGAAUCAGAUGCUGAUGGUGAUGAGAUUAUCAGUCCAGAAAAGGAAAGUGAUUCAGUGCUGGACCAUGAUCCAUCACAUAAGGAGGUCCCAAAUAUCAAUCUACUAGAAGAUAUCUUUAGUAAUUUCAGUGUGGAAUCACAACCACCACUUUUAAGUCAAGCCAAGAGUUUGGAAGAUUUGAGAACCCCCAAGGAUGAUCAUGAAGACCAUUUUACAUUUGAUUAUCAGAGAAUGGAUCUCACAGUACCAGAAAGAAAUCGAUUGGUGCCACCAAUGAAAUACAACCACCCGUACAAUAAACUGUGGAGCAUGGGGCAAGAUGACAUGGCUAUUCCUAACAAAUAUCUCCAGGUUUCACCUGAGGAACAGACAUCCCUUACUGGGAGUGACACCAGUACUCCACAUAGGGAAAUUACUUCAUUAUCUGUUGAUAAAGAAGGAACAUCUGGCAUUAGCAGCCAUGGUAACAUCACCAUCCCGAGACCACAUGGAAGGAAAACGCCAGAGUUGGGAAUCGUUCCACCCCCACCAGCACCUAGAGUCUCUAAGCAGCAAAAUGUACCAGCAGUAGCUGAAUCAGGAACACUACAGCUUGGGGAGAACAUUGGCUUUCCUUUGCAAACUAUACAAGGACCCUUUGGAGAACCAUCAGUAUCGGAUGGACACAGACAAGUUUCUGAUUCUAGUUCUAUGGAUUUGUUACAGCCUGUUAAAGUUUCUACUGAUAUAUCUGUAAAUGAUGAUAUUCUUAGUCUUUUAGAUCCUUUAAUGGCAGCUCAGGGCCAGAGUGACCCCAUGCAUCCUCUAGGUAGUGGUCUUCAGAGCUCUGAAGCACCACACUACUCCAGCACUCCAUGUUUUACCUCUCUACACAGUGAUUUUACUCCUGCAGCUUUCCCUCACCAGUUAGGAUAUUCCACACCACAACCUGCAUUUAUACAUUCACCCCUUAACCCAUUUAUUCAAGCAAUGCCACCGGACCAUUCUAUCUCUGUGAUAGGCAUUACAGCGAGACCAUUUACUCCACCAGUUGUCUCCAACUCUCCUUUCUCAAGGUCUGUUUUUUAUCACAGCCAGAGACGCCCAACUCCAGCCUUGCCAGGAAGUAGCUCACUAAGCAAUGUUCCAUCUGGCAUGACAGUCAACACGUUAAUGCAACAAAGUCAAAUGACCUCAGAAACACGGCAAAACAUUCCACCAAUUAUGACUGGCCUAUCUGGCCAUAGAACUUUCCCUAUGACUAAGCCUCCGGCCAAACCUAAAGACAAGCCCAGGGAGUAUCCAGCCAUACCUCCUAGACCUUCAAAAAAUUCUGACCCUGUCCUUCUCCCUUCUAGACCAGGUCAGCCCAAGGAUCCUUUUGAUGAGCUGCUGUCCAAAACUAAAGAAGCAGUAACUCCAACACCAGGCAAAGUAGAACAACUCCGGAAGCGAUGGGAGACUUUUGAGUAGGAUUAAAAUUUCUAGAUUUUGGUUGAGGAGCAAGUGGUCCAGUAGUUAAAAGAACUUGUGGAAUGAACAGGAAAUCAAAUAUUUGCUCUCAAAUUUCAGACAUUUUGGAAUUAAAGGCUUUAAUCACAGUUGACUGAUUAUACUCUUUAGUCUUGGGUGACUCCCAGUUUUUCACUGUUGUCUACUUGACAACUUUCUGGUUGGAAUUUGUCUUGAUGUAGAACUACUGAAUCCAGCGAUUUAUCAUAAAAAAACAGCUUCUGAUGCUGUACAGACAUCGCAGUAUGUGGUCUGUCAAGGACUGUAAAUUGACACUUUGCUUAUCUAGUUAACUCCCCACCGAGUCCCCGGGAAGUGCUAUAUGAUGUGUUAGCACACGUUAUUACCAUGUGCUGCAGUUUAUAAAGCAGCACAGUUUUUAGUUUUCUGUAGCAAAUUUGAUCAUUGUGAUAGCAAAUGUGAUCAUUGUGGUGAAACACUCAGUUUUGUAUAAAGAUUUUACAGACACUUAAGGAUCAAAUAGUUGAUAGCUGUGUAGAAGAACACAUACACUUGUUGAUAGCAAUUUCUGUGACUUAGUACACAAUGCCUUCAGGCUCCACAACAAGAUCUAAUAGUAGUUGCUACUCUAGGUCCUCGACACAUCAGUUGAUAUAAAGUAGAUGUUUUAGGUCCCACAACUUGAUGUUUUGGAUCACCAAAAAUGAUAGUCCUUAAGUAUCUAGGGCACAGAAUGUACUAGUUUCUAGUGUAGUUUGCACACUAUAUUAUCUACAUACUCUCCGCGUGCAAGACCAACAGACCGUGUUUAGGUGACGGUCUCUCUUAGCUGAGCCAUAGAAAAGUGGAUUUGAGUAAAUAUAAGUGUCAAUAUACACAACCUAUCUUACUGUUCUGUAUAUUGUUUGCCACCUACAGGUAGGCACUAGGUAGGCUCACUGAAGUCUUGUACUACACAAUAAGACAACCUGGGGUAAUUUUUUAUUUUUCCAUUGAUCACUUAUCUAACUAAAACCACUUAGUUGGCUCUGGCUUCUGCCAUGAAAUAAAAGGCAGGAACCCUUGCAUGUGAGCUCUGCACCAAUACACAUGGAGCAGUAUAGAUGUAUACGUGGUUUGAUCAUAAUAUCCAGUGUUAAACGCUUUUAAAUUUCUUCAUAAAGUCAUUUUAAACGUUUCAGUUUUUCCUGCUGGUUCCAGUCAUGGUUCACAGGAGUAUUUUUGUGAAAAGUAGUUUUUAGUUUUUUUUCUUUCUUUUUGAGAAUGUUGUUUUUCAGCUGCCUUAAGCCUGAGCUGAAAUGGUCAAAGAAGUUGGUAUUUGGUAGAACUAAGCUGCGUUACUUCUCAUUCGCUCUGUCGUACAUACUACAGCUUUAUUUUCCAUUCAUUCAUUUUUUUUGCAAUGUGAAAUUGUCUUUUUGGAGCUUUACAGGGACAUUUGUGGCCAUUGUGCCCAUUUACAGCAUGUAAUACUGCCAAAGCGAGAGAGCAUGACUGCAUCCAGUGGUUGUUGUGUAAUGUACAGAUUUGUUGUAGACCAUGAGCCCCCAAAAUCAACAAAUGUCUAACAGACAGAUGAGCUACAGUCCUGGUUACUGGUAAAGUACAAACCUAAUAUAUUAUUCGGCCAGUAAUGUCUACUAGUUGUGAUAUAACGGCCAUCCUCAUUGUGCAGGGUGAAUGCAGUGAUUUUGAUAUUAGGAACUAUAAAUUGUGGCUCCUGGAAAAUGUAUUAUUUUGUCGUUAAGUCAAUUUGGUCUUUAGCGUUCAAAUUCUGUAUAACCCAUUACACUAUGUAGUUACAUCGCAACAUGCUAUAUGGACACCACAUGCAACAAUUGUCUAUACAGCCUAUAUGUUUGGGUUAGCUGAUGGAGCAGUCUGGAUCUUAAGUCGGGACUGAGUGCCAAGAUUUGUUCGUAUCCCCUAUCCACAGUAGAGCUCGCAACUAUUUCCAGCAGUCCCAUAAUGAAUGGAGCGGCAGAGUGCAUACUCAACCUGCUGCUCCAUCAGAACAGGGAAUGAGAUUCUUAUUCCUGGUCUCGAGAUAAGUGCUGGACCUACACCAGUUAGUUGUCCCCUAUCCUGUGGAUAGGGGAUAACUUUUUAAACUUUGCACAGCCACUUCAAAGGAGUUGUCCAGGAUUUUACUAUGAAUGGCCUCUGCUCAGGAUAGGUCAUCAGAAUCUGACCGGCGGUGGUCUGACACCCCCACCAAUAAGUUAGGUCAUCAUAAUCUGAACAGCGGGGGGCUGACACCCCCACCAAUAAGCUAGGUCAUUAGAAUCUGAACAGCGGGGGGCUGACACCCCCACCAAUCAGCUGUUUCAGGCAAGCGACGGAACUACCAGGCUUCUUCUGCUUUGUCAUGAAUGAAGCUGGUUACUGCAGUUCUGCACCUGUUGAAGUGAAUGGAAGCAGUGGUGCAGUAUCCAGUUCAGUCAAGUACACAGUGGACGUUGCUGUGUAGUCGUUGCUGGAUCUACCCCAAAACAUUUGAGUGGAGAAAGUGGCAGUUAUAGGACUCCUGCCAGUCAGAUAUUAAUGGUCUAUUCAGAGGAUAGACCAUCAAUAGUAAAAUUCUGGACAACCCCUUUUAGGCAAAGGCUAAUUUCACGCUAGUGUUUGUCAGGGAACAGCCUGCCGGAUCUCUCUGUGACUGGCAUUGCCGGAAUCUACAUUGAUGCCAUCUGGCACAGAUCCGGGCACAACCCGGCUAAUAUGCAGAGAAUCGGCUCCGGAACAAUUUGCCGGAUCUGACAAACGCUAGUGUGAAACUAGUCUUUCAUUCAGCACUACUUUCGGCUCUGAUGUACAUUGGCCAGAUCACGACACUCUUUUGGCAUACAUCUGACUAACAGACGUCUGUGGGCACAUUAGUUCUAUGCACAGAGAAUAUUUACACUGAACAUGUUGCCCAUUUGCAGUGUGAACUACUACUUCUUUGUGGGAGGCCCUCUCUGCUAUACGUUCAGAGCUCCAGAUGGUGACUCCAGAUUUUUAAACUUAGGAGCCAAAGGUGCCCAAGUGACUUUUAUAUCCUAGAGCCCUGUGGCAUAGAUGUAAACGAUGACAUUCUGGUUGCCUGCAGCCACCACUAGGGGGAUGAUAGGAAGUUACUGCAUACUGUGUUAUUAUUGAGUUCAGUAUAUGCAAUAAGCUUCUGUGCUCCCUCUAGUGGUGGCCACAAGUAGCUAGAAUAUUUAAUUUGGCUGCUAAAGUUUUAGACUAAGGAGUCAAAGGUGACUUUUUUAUGCCUGUAUAUGUCUAGCUAUAAUGCCCAAAAUGGACAGGACUGGAGUGCUGAUGCAGGUAACUCCUGUAUAGAGUCCUUAGAGAAUGUAUAUAAAAAUUCCUAAUUAAUUGCCUACAUAAGGAGAGAUAAGGGAAUGACCUGUCAUUUUAUUGUGUGUGUAGGUUUGGUGCUUAACAUUAUUGACCAAAAACGCCUUCACCCCAGAAUGGUAGAGACCACGAUGUACUUACAUAUGUAUAUCUACAUAUAACACUGUCAUAAUGACCCCAUGAUCAGCACUUGUUUUUCUCAUUUCAGGGUGUCUGUAAGCUUUCGACUGCCAGAAAGACCCUCUCUGUAUUAAGUUAUGUUGUAGUAUUGCUUACAGCGAUACUCUCUGUUACAUUUACAGUGUAUUAUGUCUCUGCUGCUUGCACCUCUCAUUGUGUUCCUGGCAGUGAGGUGCCUGUGCAGUGCAAUACAAGUGACCCAGAAAGGUGUGGAGGCGGAUGCUGUACCUGGAUCCCAGAAAAUGCACCACCCCACCUGCUGGUCAAGAGAUGUUACUGCAACCUUACUUUGCAUUUCUUUUGCUG
This is a messenger RNA of Bufo gargarizans (Asiatic toad), 7182 nucleotides long. RefSeq names its product DENN domain containing 1A (gene DENND1A). The transcript is spliced from 24 exons. Gene Ontology annotation, biological process: endocytic recycling; endocytosis. The record is from RefSeq and is a predicted model, not a curated record. The coding region runs from base 112 to 3351 and encodes 1079 amino acids. Gene Ontology annotation, molecular function: phosphatidylinositol phosphate binding; guanyl-nucleotide exchange factor activity. Gene Ontology annotation, cellular component: clathrin-coated vesicle; cytosol. Lineage: Eukaryota; Metazoa; Chordata; Amphibia; Anura; Bufonidae.